AUGUCGGUUUCUUACGAUUUCACCGAUCGCCGUUAUUUAGUAACCGGUGCAAGUGCUGGAAUUGGUCGAGGAAUUUGUCUUGAUUUAGCUAAAGCUGGAGCACAAGUUUUUGCAUUGGCAAGACAUCAAGAAGCAUUAGAUCAACUUGUUCAGGAAUCAGCGCAAUACGUAAGCUUUUUAAAAAUAAAUUUAUCAAACUUGAGAUUAUUAUUUUCAGAAAUAUAAAAUAAUUGCAAUAAUUGGUGAUGCUGGUUCAUCUCAAGAAGUUUUGGAAUCUUUAAUUUCUCCGAUUCUUCCACUUGAUGGACUUGUAAAUAAUGCUGGAAUUGCUAGAAAUGCACCAAUUGGUGAAAUAAAACAAUGGCAAAUUGAUGAGUCAGUCAAUUUUUCGAAUUUUCAAUAAAAAAUAAUUUAAAAAAUCUUGUAGUGUCUACGCAGUGAAUGUCCGUGCUCCAAUUAUUCUUUCUCAAUUGGUUGCAGUUGAUUGGAUUGCAAGAAAAUUCCCAGGAGUUAUUGUAAAUAUGUCUUCUCAAUCAGGAAUGCGGCCACAUGAAGAUCGAAUAGUUUACUGUGAGUUCGGAAUAAAUUCACAAGUCAGGUAUUUUUAAUAUGUUUGAAUAAUUCCCAGGUUCAUCAAAAGCCGCACUUCAAAUGGUCACUCGAACUCUUGCUCUUGAUUUAGGAAUCCACAAUAUUCGUGUAAACAGUGUUAAUCCUACAGUAGUCUGGACUGAUAUGGCUAAAGCGGUAUGAAACAUUUUCAAAUAAAAAUGAACCGAAUGUAAAAUUCUAGAACUGGACUGAUCAAAAACGCGUAGAUCAAAUGCUUGGAAAAAUGGCAAUGAAAAGAUUUGCUGAAAUUCAAGAAGUUGUCAAUGCAACUUUGUAUUUAUUAUCAGAUGCUUCAUCUUUGACAACUGGAAUGCCAUUAACUGUUGAUGGUGGAUUCACUAAAGUUUAA
This is a messenger RNA of Caenorhabditis angaria, 961 nucleotides long. Lineage: Eukaryota; Metazoa; Nematoda; Chromadorea; Rhabditida; Rhabditidae. The record is from the annotation of a GenBank genome assembly.